Fukomys damarensis (Damara mole-rat) is the source of this 5628-nucleotide messenger RNA. It is a transcript of the gene Ppp1r10, whose product is annotated as protein phosphatase 1 regulatory subunit 10. Gene Ontology annotation, cellular component: nucleus. The coding region runs from base 2874 to 5543 and encodes 889 amino acids. The record is from RefSeq and is a predicted model, not a curated record. NCBI's taxonomy places the organism in Eukaryota, Metazoa, Chordata, Mammalia, Rodentia, Bathyergidae. The transcript is spliced from 19 exons. Gene Ontology annotation, molecular function: metal ion binding.
GUGGUGGAAGCAGAGGAAAGGGAGGUGCUAGGGUCUCCGGUCAAGCGUACGCGACGCAGGAAUCCAGAAGGAGCCGGAAGCGGGGGCCGGGGGAAAGGGGCUGUCCAAAGGUUUAACCAAUCCGCUGGCAAGGUGUCCUUCGCAUUGACCAAUAAGGUCACGCCUCGCGCACAAUGUCUCGCGACAAGGGCGUUUAGCCUGCACGUUUCAGCGCGUUGGGCGGCGUCCGGGUAUAAAAGACUCCGCCCGAUCGGGCAGCCGCCAUUCUGGAGUUCGUUUAGAGGUUUGAAUUUUCUCGGAGAAAGACAGGCCGGCCACGAGGAAAACAGAAACGAGCCGCAACGACAUCUAAGCCCUUGAAAGGAUCCAGAGGGGGGAAAGGGAAAACCGCAGCCACCAGCCCAACCACUUGUGUCUUCUACCCCUGCCCACCCAUCUUGCCCACCCCACCAGCCCACGCUGCUUGGGACUUGAGAUCUGUGGCCGAAGGACCAUCACCACAUACCUUCAAAAAUAAUCAACCACCCUCCCUUCCCAAACCCAACCCAAUUUCACUCAUCCAGCGUUUACUUUUUUGCACCCACUCAGAAUUUUUUUCAACAACCCCCCUCCCUAAAUGGAGUCGGGUGGGGGGGAAUGAAUACUGAGUUGGCGUUUCUUUUUUAAGAGACUUUUUGAUCCAAUGAGGCCCCCUAAAUAAUUCAGUUUUGGGUCCUGGUUGGUUGGUUUUUUUUUUUCCUCCAAAUUUUGCCCCCUCCCCCCCUGAGCCCGAGGUGCUGACGUCGCAAAAAAAUUGGAUAGUAAGUGUCGAAUUUUCAAAAACCAGCCUUGCAACAAGAAAUCAACGUUUCCCGUUGUGAAACCAAAAAUGAGAGGAAGAAAUGAGACCAUAGAACAAAUGUAGAGCUGGAGAAGGACCGAUCUGGUCACUUAAUCUCCAUUAAAAAGGGCCUUUGGGUCUAAAGAGUCUUGUUUUCUCUCCCCUACCACCUACCUCUUCCCUGCUCUGCUGCAGGCAAGGAGGGGGUGCAGGGAGGGCCAGCAAGUGAGAAUUUUGAUGGUUAACCCUUCGUAAUCCAGACAAUUUCCAGACUGCCAAAGCAUGUGUUUGCUUUUAUAAGGAGGAAUGGUUACCUUCCUCUGGGUAACAGCAGUCUUCAAAAGGGUUAAUGAGCUCACAUACAAAAGAUGGUGGAUCUUGUGGCCCAGAAGUCCCACUUCUUUGUGUGUGAGACGAGCAGGGCGCCUUUCAAUUUGCCAGAUUAAUAAGCAAUCUGUACAUAAAGAUUGCAGGGUAAGGAGAUGGGCAGAGAAUAAUAGCUGGCUAUGUUUUUAAAUGAUUGUUAAAUCCUCUCAGUUUUAAUGUAAUUUGCUUGGGAUAUUGUAUGUUGAAACUAGGUGGCAAUCUAGGAAUAAAGAUUGCAAGACACUUAAUUUAGGACAAAAUAGUAUCAAUACAUAACAAGUUAAUCGGGAGGUAAAGAAUGUCUUGUAAUUGUUGCAAAUUGCAUAGGUUAUUUAAAAGCAAAAAUGAUUAACAUUUUUUUGACUUGAUACUUUUUGGUUGGGUAUAGCUAAAAGGGCGGAAAGGUUGGGAAAUGUGGAAUUCAGGAAUAAUUUUAAAAGCCAUUUAGUGCAAUUGAAUGCUAGCUUUCUAAAAGAUUUGUGUCGUUAAAAGGAAUUUUUCUCUUCCCUGCUUCAAUAUGGCGACUUUCCUUGUCCUUUUGUCUUCCAAGCGGUGUUGCAGGUUGUGUCUUGACCCAUUUUUCUCCUGUCCUCCCAUCUCAACCCUAUUUGUUGAGAGGGGUCCAAUUCCUCCCCCCUUUACGGGAAGGAUGGGGUGGUCGACGGUAGCAAUUUAACUUCAGUUGCAGUUCAAUUUCCCCGCAGAAAAUUGUUCUUUGAACUAUUUUAAUUGCUUAUAUUUUCAUUAUGCCGAUUCAAAAUAAGUCAAGGACUAUUCAGCAUGGGGCGGGCUUCGCUUUUUUUCUUUUCUUUUUAACGAAAGAGUGUUUUAUAAUCUAAUUGUAGCUACCGGCAGAGCCCUACCUAUCGGAUCCGAGUUGAGUCCUCUUCUCACAAAAUGGCCUCCCUCCUUUGUUGUUUCUCUCCCUUUGCCAUCUUGAGCUCAGGGCCGCCCCAGCCCUUGGUCGAGGGGGAGGAGCCGCCUUCGACGGUGAUGUAAUGGGCUUUCUCUCCGCCCUCUCGCAACUCCACCCCUCGGUUCCGCAGAUUUCCUCGCUGCCUCCCUGGCCUUGCAAUUAGGGAGAAGACGUCCUUGUUUUGAUGUAAUCAUUUAAAAGCCUUUCUCUUAAAGGGAUAAAAGCUCAUGGGGAGUAUGUUUCCCGGCUGGCCCUCGAGUAGCUUUAGUUUUUGUGUUUAACAACCAGUCUGUUGCUUUUUACUUUAACCUUCCACUCAUCACAACUGCUUGGAAGUGUGCCCCGCUUCUGUUGCCCAAUGCCAGAGCCAGUCAGGCCUCAACUGUACUUUAAGGCUGGGGGGCUUCAGGAGGGAUUGUGUGUGCUUGUUUGUGUAUGUGUGUGUCUUAGGAGACGGGAGAGGCUUGUAACUUUAUGGACAGUUGGGGCCUCGUGACCCUGAGCUGUGACAUUUCUGCUCAGUAGCUAGUCCUCCAGCCUCCUGCUUUUGGUUGCUUUGUGUUGAGAAUCGGGAAGGGUGGGUACUUUGAGAACUUUCUUCUCAAUCACCGCUACUCCCAUCUCUGUUUGGGGAUAAACUCUUGUGUCCAGUGCUUUAUCACGGUUCUCCAGUACGUUGGUACUAGGAUGAAAAGUGAAUCUUUAGGAAAGGAGGCGGCAGUUGUAAACUCAAGGCAGGGGGAAUCCAGCUACGGUUCUGAAACUUAGAUCAUGGGUUCUGGGCCCAUAGACCCCAAAGAGCUUCUCAAGGGCCUGGACAGCUUCCUAAACCGAGAUGGGGAAGUCAAGAGUGUGGACGGGAUUUCCAAGAUCUUCAGUCUGAUGAAGGAAGCGCGGAAGAUGGUGAGUCGCUGCACGUACUUGAACAUUCUCCUCCAAACCCGCUCGUCAGAAGUUCUGAUCAAGUUUAUCGACGUAGGAGGCUAUAAGCUUCUUAACAGCUGGCUGACAUAUUCCAAGACGACCAACAACGUCCCCCUCCUCCAGCAGAUCCUGGUGACCCUCCAGCACCUGCCACUCACUGUGGACCAUCUCAAGCAGAACAACACAGCCAAGCUGGUGAAGCAGCUGAGCAAGUCAAGCGAGGAUGAAGAGCUCCGGAAGCUGGCCUCGGUCCUCGUCAGUGACUGGAUGGCGGUCAUCCGCUCCCAGAGCAGUGCGCCCCCUGCUGAAAAAGACAAGAAAAAGCGGAAAGAAGAAGGAAAGGGUCGAACUGCUCCUCCUGAACGGCCUCUGGCUGAGGUGAAGACCGAGGCCCGAGCAGAGGAGGCCCCGGAGAAGAAGAAGGAGAAGCCCAAGUCUCUGCGCACCACCGCCCCCAGUCACGCCAAGUUCCGCUCCACCGGCCUCGAGCUGGAGACGCCGUCCUUGGUGCCCGUGAAGAAGAACGCCAGUGCCGUCGUGGUCUCCGACAAGUACAACCUCAAGCCCAUCCCGCUGAAGCGCCAGAGUGCCACAGCUGCUCCGGGAGACAUGGUCCCCCCCGCAGAGAAGAAGUACAAGCCCCUCAACACGACCCCCAACGCCACCAAGGAGAUCAAAGUGAAGAUCAUCCCGCCACAGCCUAUGGAGGGCCUGGGCUUUCUGGACGCUCUCAAUUCAGCCCCUGUGCCAGGCAUCAAGAUUAAGAAGAAGAAGAAGGUGCUGUCACCUACUGCUGCCAAGCCCAGUCCCUUUGAAGGGAAGCCGAACACAGAACCAAGCACAGCCAAACCCUCGUCACCAGAGCCAGCCCCGCCUUCUGAGGCCAUGGAUGUGGACCGCCCUGGCACCCCGGUGCCGCCUGUUGAAGUCCCGGAGCUCAUGGACACAGCCUCUUUGGAGCCGGGAGCCCUGGACGCCAAGCCAGUGGAGAGCCCUGGGGAUCCCAGCCAGCUGACCCGGAAGGGCAGGAAGAGAAAGACCGUGACGUGGCCCGAGGAGGCCAAGCUGAGGGAGUACUUCUACUUCGAGCUGGACGAGACUGAACGGGUAAAUGUAAAUAAAAUUAAGGACUUCGGUGAGGCAGCCAAGAGAGAGAUCCUGUCGGACCGACACGCGUUUGAGACGGCCCGGCGUCUGAGCCAUGACAGCAUGGAGGAGAAGGUGCCCUGGGUGUGCCCCCGGCCCCUGGUGCUGCCCUCGCCUCUUGUCAGCCCUGGAAGCAACAGCCAGGAGCGAUACAUCCAGGCCGAGCGGGAGAAGGGGAUCCUUCAGGAGCUCUUCCUGAACAAGGAGAGCCCUCAUGAGCCUGACCCUGAGCCCUACGAGCCCGUUCCCCCCAAGCUCAUCCCCCUGGACGAGGAGUGCUCCAUGGACGAGACCCCGUACGUGGAAGCCCUGGAGGCUGGGGGCUCGGGCGGCUCUCCUGACGGGGCAGCGGGCUCCAAGCUGCCUCCGGUCCUAGCCAACCUGAUGGGGAGCAUGGGUGCUGGGAAGAGUCCCCAGGGCCCUGGCGGAGGCGGCAUCAACGUGCAGGAGAUCCUCACCUCCAUCAUGGGCAGCCCCAGCAGCCACCCGCCGGAGGAACUGCUGAAACAGCCGGACUACUCGGACAAGCUCAAGCAGAUGCUGGUGCCACACGGACUCCUGGGUCCUGGACCGAUAGCCAAUGGUUUCCCACCAGGAGGCCCUGGGGCACCGAAGGGUAUGCAGCACUUCCCCCCUGGGCCUGGGGCGCCUAUGCCAGGUCCCCAUGGAGGCCCUGGCGGACCAGUGGGUCCACGUCUUCUGGGUCCCCCACCUCCUCCCCGAGGGGGUGAUCCCUUCUGGGAUGGCCCAGGUGACCCCAUGCGGGGUGGCCCAAUGCGAGGGGGUCCGGGCCCUGGACCGUACCAUCGAGGCCGAGGUGGCCGAGGAGGAAAUGAGCCCCCUCCACCUCCUCCAUUCCGAGGCACCAGAGGAGGUAGAUCUGGAGCAGGACCCCCUAAUGGACGAGGGGGCCCCGGCGGGGGCAUGGUUGGAGGUGGUGGGCAUCGGCCCCACGAAGGCCCCGGAGGGGGUAUGAGCAGCAGCAGCGGACAUCGGCCCCACGAAGGCCCCAGCGGGGGCAUGGGCAGUGGACAUCGGUCCCACGAAGGCCCUGGCGGUGGCAUGGGUGGAAGUGGUGGACAUCGGCCCCAUGAGGGCCCUGGACAUGGGGGACCGCAUGGUCAUAGGCCACAUGAUGUCCCUGGCCACCGAGGCCAUGACCAUCGAGGGCCACCUCCUCACGAGCACCGUGGCCAUGAUGGCCCUGGCCACGGGGGCGGGGGCCACCGAGGGCACGACGGAGGCCACAGUCAUGGAGGAGACAUGUCGAAUCGCCCCGUCUGCCGACAUUUCAUGAUGAAGGGCAACUGCCGCUACGAGAACAACUGUGCCUUCUACCACCCGGGUGUCAACGGGCCGCCCCUGCCCUAGGGCCGCCCGCCACCCCUGGACUUCAGCCUUGCUCCUCCGCCCGUUAUGGCUUCUGUGAGGCCCGUUUCCCCUUCCUCGGCUCCCA